AUGGGAAAGAUUAGUGCAGCUUGUGUGAUAAUCGGGGAUGAAAUCCUGAAUGGCAAGGUUAUAGACAAGAAUUCUUCAUUUUUUGCCAAAUUCUGUUAUGAUCAAGGUAUCCAAUUGAACAGUAUUGUAACCAUUGGAGAUGAUGAAGAUCAGAUUGUGCGCACAAUAAAAGAACUAUCGAAGAGGUACCAAUUUAUAGUAACAACUGGUGGUAUUGGUCCAACUCAUGAUGAUAUUACUUAUGAGUCUAUAGCUAAGUGUUUUAAUUUACAAUGCAGAAUAGAUGAGGAAACUAAGAAGAGAAUGGCAAUGAAAUCCAAUCCUGAGAGUCGCCUUGACCCGGAAUCAUUAAAGGAUUACUAUAGAAUGGCAACGUUACCUUCAGGACCAGACGUCAAGAAAUAUUAUGUGGCCGAUGACCUUUGGGUGCCGAUAUGUUCUAUCAAUCAGCAAGUUUACAUAUUCCCAGGUAUCCCGCAAUUGUUUAGCCGAAUGUUGAUGGAAUUCUUGCCAACAUUAGAAUGUAUUUACAAACUGGACGAUGACAAAAGAGAAUAUAAAAGAUAUUUUGUUAAAACUAAGCUGUCAGAAUCGGAGCUUUCACGUCAUUUGAGGAAUUUCCAGGAGGAAGCAACUGUACAUUCGAAUGAAAUUAAGUUGGGUUCAUAUCCACAUUUUGGAAUGGGUUUCAACACUGUUAGCAUUUUGGGGGAGAAGAAAGAUGAUGAAUAUCUGCGAGGACUAAAAGAUAAGAUUAUAGGCAUCCUUAACGGAGAAGAGAUAUCUGAAGAGCAAGAAUCAAAAUUCUCUAAUGGUAAUAGGAUUUAG
Nakaseomyces glabratus is the source of this 828-nucleotide messenger RNA. RefSeq names its product flavin adenine dinucleotide pyrophosphatase (gene FPY1). The record is from RefSeq and is a predicted model, not a curated record. NCBI's taxonomy places the organism in Eukaryota, Fungi, Ascomycota, Saccharomycetes, Saccharomycetales, Saccharomycetaceae.